This is a messenger RNA of Schistocerca gregaria, 2404 nucleotides long. Its product is annotated as cytochrome P450 4C1-like. Gene Ontology annotation, molecular function: heme binding; oxidoreductase activity, acting on paired donors, with incorporation or reduction of molecular oxygen; monooxygenase activity. The record is from RefSeq and is a predicted model, not a curated record. NCBI's taxonomy places the organism in Eukaryota, Metazoa, Arthropoda, Insecta, Orthoptera, Acrididae. The transcript has 12 exons.
CGGUGUGGACUCGCUGGAACUGAAGGCUCCGAGAUGCUGGAAUUGACGGCGCUCCUUGCGGUGACCGUGGUGGUAGCGGUCACAGCCGUGGUCGUGUCCAGGAAGUGGCGCCUCUGGAGCGAGAUAGACAAGCUCCCUGGAGCGGUGGCUAUGCCCCUGCUGGGCAAUACAUACAAGGUUCUCUUCCUCCCUCGUGAAGAUCUAAUUGCUUUCGCGGACGAACAAACCAAGAAGUACUGGCCCAUACAUCGAACAUGGAUUGGUCCUAAACCUGAAGUCCACAUAAGCAAACCAGAGCAUCUUGAGAAAAUAAUGACGAGCAGUGAACUGAUAACUAAAGCAGACAGUUACAGUUUCCUGCAUCCGUGGUUGGGGGACGGUCUGCUCACCAGCACAGGGAAGAAAUGGCAUUCUCACCGCAAGAUGAUAACGCCCGCCUUCCACUUCAGCAUCCUGGACAAUUUCGUAGAAGUAUUCGCAGAGAAAGCCGAGGUUUUCGUAAACUUACUCAAGACGAAAGCUGACGGGCAGUCGUUCGACAUUUACCCCUACAUCACACGCUGUGCCCUCGACAUAAUAUGUGAAACUGCUAUGGGGACCUCAAUCGACGCACAGCACAACAUCGAUUCUGAUUAUGUAGCAGCGGUGUACAAUAUUGCCGAGCUCACAAUUAAGAGAGUCGUCAGGCCAUGGCUUCUGAGUGACUUCAUCUUCCGCAUGUCUCCGACGGGGAAGAAGUUCUACAAGCAGCUGGAUGUUCUACACGGAUUUACCAGGAAGGUCAUUCAACAGAAGAAGCAGUCGAGAAAGACCAAAAAAAGUGACGAAAAGGCGUCACAGUACGACGAUCUUGGGAGAAAGCGACGUGUGGCCUUCCUGGACAUGCUACUCGUCGAGUCUGAGGAUGGGCAGAAACUAACCGACAAAGAGCUGCAGGAGGAAGUGGACACUUUUAUGUUUGAGGGUCACGACACGACCACAGUUGGCAUGUCCUGGGUUCUCAUCUUGCUGGGGCACCAUCCAGAUGUACAGGAGAGAGUAUACGCCGAAAUGAAAGAUAUAUUCCAAGACGACCAGAGAGCACCGACAAUGCAGGAUCUGAAUAACAUGAAAUAUCUUGAAAUGGUUAUCAAGGAAUCCUUGAGAAUUUAUCCAAGUGUGCCUUUCAUCCAACGCAGGGCCACUCAAGAUGUACAAAUAGCCGGCUACAACAUCCCGGAGGGUACCACACUGACGCUGCACAUCUACCACGCCCACCGUGACCCCGACCACUGGCCGGACCCGGAGCGCUUCGACCCGGACAACUUCCUGCCGGAGAGGGUGCAGGGCAGGCACCCAUUCGCCUACGUGCCCUUCAGCGGAGGACCGCGCAACUGCAUUGGCCAGAAAUUCGCCGUCCUUGAAGAGAAGACAGUGCUGUCGUACAUCUUACGCAACUUCCGCGUAGAGACGGUGGAGAAGCGGGAGGACCUGAAGCUGAUAGGCGAGCUGGUGUUGCGGCCUUUCAAGGGCGUCUUCCUCAGGCUGACUCCGCGGUAGAAGGGUUCCUCCUGGUAACAGCCGGGGCAAAAACUGAACUGCAGCCCAGCGUGACCAGGGCACCAGACGCACCACACAAAACGAAUCUACUAACUAACGAGACAACAAUAUACUCGAUUUUUCCAAUUAGACAGAAAGUAGCAUUUCACGAUCCCAAACUGUGCAUUAGUUGAUACUAGGGUCUUUAACAAGUACACACAAGUUUCUAAGCAAGCGCCUUCUUCAGUGUUUCUAAAAUCAUCUACAUUAUAUCCAAGCAUCCUCUUUUUCACUGCUGGACUACACAUCACAUGUUUCAUAAAAACAACGGCAGCGUUCAAAAAAAAAAAAAAAUCCAACAUGAAUGACAGUGCUGUGAAAACUGUGUCUGUACUUUGCACUGACGAGUAUCAGAUUAAUACUGAAGCUCUGCCUCUUUCACAUCUAAUUUUGGAAAAGGUACAAAAAGCAUGUGGACUUUUAAGAAAUUAAUUUUUUGUACAUUUGAUAUACUUUGCCUCAGUUCUUCGAAAUUUUAAGGAAAACAUAUCAAAGCUCUCUGCCGUUUGUCUCAUUCGCAUAUUAAUUGCUCUAUGGGUGCCAAGAAUAUUACACUACAAUCAGUAUUCAAUGUUGAAGAUUAUAGGACUGCAUUUUAAUGGUCAAAAUUACGAACGUAUCUAGUGUCCAUGUUUUUGUAGAUGAUGUAUGACAUUUGAUUUUUAUUAUUAUAUAAGGUAAUUGUGUACAGUUGACAUAUAUUUGUAAAAACGGAAGUAUAUGGCAAAUAAGGAAAGGCAGUAGUACUACGAUUAUAGUUAUAUGAAACUGAUAUUACACGUAAUCUUCUAAGUAUCUUGUAUAUUCAAUACAUACAUAAUUUAUA